CCCUCCUCCUCCCGCCGGCCUCCGCUUCCCAGAAUCCAAGAUGGCGGGAUCCAGGCACUGGGGUCCCCAGGCCAGAGUUCGGCCUCUUUUCUGCGCCCUGCUGCUGUCGCUUAGUCGUUUCGCUGAGGGCGACGGCACGGGAGGCGACCCCGCGGCCGCUGGUGCUGCGGGCACCGCAGCCGCACUGCCACACCGCCGUUUCGAGUACAAAUACAGCUUCAAGGGGCCGCACCUGGUGCAGAGCGACGGGACAGUGCCCUUCUGGGCCCACGCGGGGAAUGCUAUUCCAAGUUCAGAUCAAAUUCGAAUAGCACCAUCUUUAAAAAGCCAAAGAGGAUCAGUGUGGACAAAGACAAAAGCAGCCUUUGAAAACUGGGAAGUUGAGGUGACAUUUCGUGUGACUGGAAGGGGUCGCAUUGGAGCUGAUGGCCUGGCAGUUUGGUACACAGAAAAUCAAGGCUUGGAGGGUCCUGUGUUUGGAUCAGCUGAUAUGUGGAAUGGCGUUGGAAUAUUUUUCGAUUCUUUUGACAACGAUGGAAAGAAAAAUAAUCCUGCUAUAGUAAUCAUAGGCAACAAUGGACAAAUCCAUUAUGACCAUCAAAACGAUGGAGCCAGCCAAGCUUUAGCAAGUUGCCAGAGGGACUUUCGUAAUAAACCCUAUCCUGUCCGGGCCAAGAUUACAUAUUACCAGAAAACACUGACAGUAAUGAUCAAUAAUGGCUUCACACCAGAUAAAAAUGAUUAUGAAUUUUGCGCCAAAGUGGAAAACAUGGUUAUCCCUCCUCAAGGACAUUUUGGAGUAUCUGCUGCAACCGGAGGGCUCGCAGAUGACCAUGAUGUCCUUUCUUUUCUGACUUUCCAAUUGACUGAGCCUGGGAAAGAACCACCCACACCAGAUAAAGAAAUUUCAGAAAAAGAAAAAGAAAAGUAUCAGGAGGAAUUUGAGCACUUUCAACAAGAAUUGGAUAAAAAAAAGGAGGAAUUCCAGAAGGGCCACCCGGACCUUCAGGGGCAUCCUGCGGAUGAAAUAUUUGAGAGUGUAGGAGACCGCGAGCUGAGACAAAUCUUUGAAGGACAGAAUCGUAUCCACCUUGAAAUCAAGCAGCUGAACCGACAGUUAGAUAUGAUUCUGGAUGAACAGAGGAGAUACGUCUCUUCCUUGACGGAGGAGAUCUCUAAAAGAGGAGCCGCAAUCCCAGGGCAGCACGGACAGAUCACUCAGCAAGAGCUGGAUACUGUGGUGAACUCUCAGCAUGAGAUUCUGAGACAAGUCAAUGAAGUGAAGAACUCGCUGAGUGACACCGUCAGACUGGUCAGCGGCCUGCAGCAUCCCGGGUCUGCAGGGGGGGUUUAUGAGUCCACGCAGCACUUCAACGAUAUCAAAGAGCACCUUCACAUAGUAAAGCGGGACAUCGAUAACUUAGUGCAGCGAAAUAUGCCAUCAAAUGAAAGACCAAAAUGCCCAGAACUGCCACCAUUUCCAUCGUGUUUAUCCACGAUACACUUUGUAAUAUUUGUAGUGGUGCAAACGGUGUUAUUCGUCGGUUAUAUCAUGUAUAGGACUCAGCAAGAAGCAGCUGCCAAAAAAUUCUUUUGACCACCAUUUUCAUAUGUGCACAUCACGUAUGUGUGUACACAAUGUUGUCUUUUUGAGGGAAUUUAAAUAUUUAAAUUGCUUCAUAGUCUAAAUUAUUAAAUUUUGUAUAAAAUAACUUUAAACAUUGAUUUGCAGUAAGAAUAAACCUUAAAAACAAAGACAACCACAUGUAAAUUUGUGCAUAGUACAUAAAUCUAUUUAAAUUGCAGUGAAUUUCUGGCCAGUAGAAUACAGCCACUGAACAGAAUAUUGAUUAAAAAAAAAAAAGAUGGUAAAUAAUAGAAACCGGGGGCACCCCUCCAAAUGUGAAAGUCCCCCCUACGUCUCCCGUGUUGGAGGUUUCUUUAUUUAGCCUAAAAUACACUUGCCCUCCUGCCCCCCAGACUCUGCGGUCUGAGAGUCCCACAUCAUGUCCAUUGUGUAACCAGAGACUUUUCUUAGAGGUCAGAGCCCCCUACUCUGUGACCCAGUCCUGCAGGCCUUUAAUGCCAUUCCCUUUGAAAUCAAAGAAUAUUUUGUCUGAGAGCUUUAGGAUCUAGAAAAUAGGCUUCAGAAUGUUGAAGUAUUUUGCCCUCCGAUUAUCCAGGAUACAUUUCACUUUUAAAGGGAAUUUCGGAAGAAAAUGAAGAGCUGCUCUUUGCCUGGAAACCCACUGAGGUGGCAUCGUUCCUCUGAUGCUGGUUUUCCGAGGCCCCCUUCCGCCCGGGGAUGUGUUCGUUCCGUGACCGUCGCUCGCGUUCCCGAAUGCCUCUGUUGCAACAGUGUCAGUUCAAGAUUAUGAAAAUGAUUUUUGUGUUUAUUUGUAACUUACGGAACUUAUUUCUCCUGUGUUGUACGGUGUGUAAGUCCAGCUUCGACUGCCUAACCUGAGGAUAAAGCUCACAAAACCCUCUAUGUUUUGGUUAACAUUACGCCAUAUAGUCUGGUAUCAUGUAAAUCAAGGAGGCUGUAGUAGAUUCUUAAGUCGUCUUUGGACAUAGUUCUAAGUAGUCUCGAAACGGUCAAGGACACUUUCAAAUGCAGACCUCGUGUUUUCACUGCUGAUGUAGACCUAUUUCUUACUGCUUCAAAAUGCUCUCUAAGUAGUUAUCUGUCCUUUGUCACAGAAGCCAACAUAAUGCUGUGUUAUCAAACAGCACUGUUGGAUUCCUGCAGACCUUCGUGAAUUUGCUCUCAAAGUCAUUCACAGCCUGAGCGGACUGCCUGGCGUCUCCGCGCGCCCGCUCCGUGCUGUGCGCGCGCCGGCCUAGCCUUGCUCUCCAGAUUCGCGCUCGUCCUGGAAUGCCCAACGAGAAUGUUCUCGUGACCACCCUCUCCGCUCCGGCCACUUGGCCAGAGAACAUGCUUCUGUGGUGGGUCUGCUGGGUGGUAGUAACAUUCUGAAAUUGGUGUGUCAGAGACAUCGUCACACAAUUUGCUCUUAAUCUGUGAAAAAACACGAACAAAAAACCACCCGAAGAACAUGUAAGUUGUGGGCCGUGAAAGGCGGGAAGGCCUCUUGAGGUGAAAGGCUGUAGCCUGUCCCGUGUCACACGCGCCCGAGCGUCCGGCAGGAAAACCAGAGGCGCGUCCGCCGCGUGCGGAGGGGCCCGGCCCGGGGAGCGCGUGAAUCUCUCUCUCUUUUCCUUAGUCAUCUUGAAAAUCCUGUCGGAAAGCAGUUUGCACAGGCUCUUCGUCAUAUUAUUUGAAAUUCGGUUUCUUUUCCUCAGAAUCACAGACGUUAUGUAGUUUCAUUUCUGAAGAAAGAUAUUCGCUCUGUGGAGAAAUCCGUCACUGCCAGGAUCCUCUCAUUUCUGUACUGUUUUGUGUAACUGAAUUUGUUGACUUCUCUCACACCAGCAAGUAUUUUCCAGGUGCCUUGGAUGAAAACAAAAUUGAUUUUAAAUUUUUAGUGUAACUCAUUGUGCUUCUGAUGCCACUUUAAAAAAAAAUCCAGUUACACAAUGGUUACUGCUUUUACUUAGUGUGUCUGUGUGUUCUCUGAUUGUUGGAAUGUUUUAUUCAGCUCGAAACUUCCCUGUGAAGUCACAGACAACAAAAGGUGUUUUGUUAGGUAUUAAAGGGGCAUCAGCGUUUCUCAAAGUGUGGUCUGUGGACCGUCUGGGUCCUGGUGGUCUGUGAAGAACACGGAGGCCGGGGCUCCGUGCUAAGCCGCCCAAUCAGAACUCAGGGGCGGGGCUUCCGAAGGUCGUUUUCAGCAAGCACCUCGGGUGAUUCUGAGCACACUGACGUCUGAGAACCACUAAGAUGAGGAGUGCAAAAGUGUAAGCCUUUAGUUGGUUUACAGCUGAGCUGAGAGCGUAAUGGAACAUUUUCAGCAUCAGUGACAUUAGCCAAUGAGCGCUGAUUCUUUUAUAUGUAACAAUGUUCUUUUUACUAAAACUCUUGGUUUAUUAAUAACGAUACACCAAACCAGAUCGUUGCCCGUAGCUCUUGGUACUUUGGUUGACGGCUUUUAAACGCAUGAAAUCAUCCGAUCGGUGUUAGGCCGUGAAAACUCCCACCUCAGAGUCUGCCUGCUACCGCUCUUUGCUUUCCCGAUUGCAAAUUUUGUGGCAUUUUAUCUCAGACAAUUGUACUUUUUGAUAACUUGGGGAAAACGGAAAUUACUUGAAUAAGGGAUUGCCUGACCCAAUGCAUUGCAGAUAUACAAUCUUUGUAAAGAAUUUAAAUAACAGUUGUGAAUAUUAAGAUGUGAUUAUCUUUUCCUGUUCGUGUACUUAACUGCAGGGAGAUAGUGAACACACAACUAUGUGGAUUUUUUUAUUUAUAAGAUCUAAUGUAAAAUCACCACUUGCAACUUUUUAGACCUGUAUGUUUGCCUGUUUAAUAUAUUUCUUUUAAAGUUUAAAAGGGUUUUCUAUCCACUGUUAAUUUCAAUUGGGUAACAUUUUGUCAAGUGUUUUAUUUCUGAUUGUUAUUUGACGCUAGCUGAAAUUCAAGAAAUGACAUUGACCUUACUCAAAUAAAGAAAUAUUUUAGUAAAUUUA
Molecule: messenger RNA, 4587 nt
Organism: Suricata suricatta (meerkat)
Lineage: Eukaryota; Metazoa; Chordata; Mammalia; Carnivora; Herpestidae
Gene: LMAN1
Product: lectin, mannose binding 1
Exons: 13
Coding region: 41-1597 (518 amino acids)
Biological process (GO): Golgi organization; endoplasmic reticulum to Golgi vesicle-mediated transport; endoplasmic reticulum organization
Cellular component (GO): endoplasmic reticulum-Golgi intermediate compartment; Golgi membrane; COPII-coated ER to Golgi transport vesicle
Molecular function (GO): D-mannose binding
Source: RefSeq, a predicted model, not a curated record